ACCGAGCGCCCGCCGAGCUCCGGGCGGCCCCGGGGCCCCGCCCGACAGGAGAUGAUAGAGAGCGAUAUCCCGUCCAUAAUGUCAGGAAUCAUUAGGAAUUCAGGGCAAAACCACCACCCCUCGCAGGAGUACAGGCUCCUGGCCUCAGACCCAUCCCAGCUGAGUGAGGAUGAGCUGCCAGGGGAUUUGCAGUCCCUGUCCUGGCUGACAUCCGUGGAUGUGCCUCGGCUCCAGCAGAUGGCCAGUGGGAGAAUGGAUUUCAGCCUGGGGGCCCAGAGUGCCAUGCUCCAGCAGACAGGUGCUGUGGGGAACGCGAUGCACUCAACGCCCGGAGCGAUGAUCCACGUCCAAGCCAGCCUCCCCCAGGGAAUCCUGGGCCUCAAUUCCAUUUCCACACAUGGAGCCAAUAUGAGCCCCUACGCCGUGGGUGGGCAGCUGUCCCCUGGUUUGCAAACACAGCAACAGCUCUUCCCUCCUCCUCAUCCUCCUCCUCCUCAUCCUCAUCCUCCUCCUCCUCACUCCCAGCAGGUGUUUGCCCUGGCCCAGAACCCCCAGCAGGUACUGUGUAACCCAGCAGCAAUCUACAACACAUCCUAUGGGACACAGCCACACUAUUCCCAGCCACGCCUGGCUCCCCACUCUGCCCAGGAACUGCACCCAAAGCAUUAUCCCAAGCCCAUCUACUCCUACAGCUGUUUGAUCGCCAUGGCCCUGAAGAACAGCAAGACUGGGAGCCUGCCCGUGAGCGAGAUCUACAGCUUCAUGAAGGAGCACUUCCCCUACUUCAAGACUGCCCCUGAUGGGUGGAAGAAUUCCGUGCGCCACAACCUGUCCCUGAACAAGUGCUUUGAGAAGGUGGAGAACAAACUGAGCGGGACCUCCCGCAAGGGCUGCCUGUGGGCCCUCAACCCCGCCAAGAUCGACAAGAUGGAGGAGGAGAUGCAGAAGUGGAAGAGGAAGGAUUUGGCUGCUAUUCACAGGAGCAUGGCUAACCCAGAGGAGCUGGACAAGCUGAUCACCGACAGACCCGAGAGCUGCAGGCGGCCCAGCAAGCAGGCAGAGCCCGAGGGGCCCCCCCUGGGCCGGAUCUCCGUGUCCCAGCUCCAGCCCCAGCCCAUCAUGACGCUGUCCCUGCAGCCCCUCCCGCUGCACCACCAGCUCCAGACCCAGGCUCGCCUCGCCCCCAACUCGCCAGCACCUGCACAAACCCCUCCUCUGCACACCCUGCCUGACAUGAGCCACAGCCCCCUGCCCCAGCACCCCAUGGGACGUGCCCCGGACUUCCCCAACGUGGCGGUGGACAUGAGCACGGAGGUGGAUGCUCUGGAUCCCAGCAUCAUGGAUUUCGCACUGCAAGGGAACAUUUGGGAGGAGAUGAAAGACGACAGCUUCAGCCUGGACACCCUGGGUGCCUUCAGCAACUCCCCCCUGCAUCUCUCCGACUGCGAGCUGGGCACACCCGGCCUCACGCCCGUGUCCAGCGGCAGCGACCGCUCCUUCUCCGACCUGCAGGUCACUGGCCUUUACACCACCUACACCACCCUGGACAAUGUGGCAGCUGCUCAGUACAUGAACCCCCAAGGCAACAAACCCAUCCCUCUGCUCUGAGCUUGGCACCGUUCCACGGAUCCCGAGGGACGGUUCUUCCCCGUGGUUAAAAUCCGACCGGGAAGCUCCAAGGGCUCGUCCUGCUUUGGGAUGUGUUGGCUGCUUCCAGCGUGUGAGGCCAAAAUAAAUCAAGCUGGGACUUGUAAAACCACUUUCCCCCAUGACAAGGGCAUGGACACUUGUGUUGUGGGACUGGGGAGCUCUCCAGAAGGACCUGGAAGGCAGCAGGAACUUUCACUGGAAUGUAACUGAGCUAAAAAUCACCUAGUUAAGGGAAUUAAAUUUAUUCCACACCGUGGUGGAGCUGCUGUGUCACCACUGUCACAGAAGCCACCACAAGCCAAGGGGCUGGCCAGCCCCAGGUUGGUUGAUUGUGCCCCUGGUGUGUCAUUUUUUCUUAAUUUGCCAAAUUGGACAAAGACCUCCCCCAGUUCCUGGAGACAUUUGCACCACUAACACUUUUCUGAUGUAACUGUUGUUAAUUUAUUGUUAGGAGGUAGGAAAACGGAGCAAAACCACUAAAAAAGGAAAACUCACCUCCCUAGCAGACCACUGUUAUAUCUAGAUUUGUAAAAGUCCUCACCCCUGAAGGAAGUGGUACUACUGAACUAUUAAACUGAUCACUGGCUAGAGGAUUUUAGGAGUUAUGUCGAUUUUUAGGAUUUUUUUAAAAAAUAGAUUUAUAGUCUUGUGUAUUGUGCUUCUGUCUAUUCUUGUGCUAGGCAGUAUUACUAUUUGUAAAUUUAUUUAUAUUUAUUGUUAUGAAAAGAAAUUAUGUGAACUGAGCACUGUUCAAUUUGUAUAAUGCUGCAGUAACCUGUUUUACAGCCACUAAAUUAUUCAUCAUCAGAACCACAACCACCUUAUCAGUUUUUACACUACAUUUCUUUAAUAAGCACUUUUGAUACUGUGAAACUCAUGCUUUUUAAAAAAUUCAGAGACCAAAUAUUGUCACUGUACAUUUCAUAAUAGUCUUUGCUAAUUAACUAAAAAACCUGAUUCUAAUGUAGCUUCUAAAAUUUUUUUCAAAUCCUGCUUUGUAUUUGUUAAGAUACAUUGAAAAUAAUGUGAUGAAACAUCUGAAUUAUGUUGGAAUUUAGCAUUUAGUCUACUUAUACCUCUGUGAGCAAAAAGUGAUAUUUAUAUCUUGGGUUUUGUCUGUUCCUGUGCAUUCAGAGAAUUUCCCGGUGCCGUAUCCAGGCGCUCCCAGGCUUUUCUCUCCCACACCUAUCCAUGGAUUAAAGCUGGAGGGUGCAGGAUGCUGGAGUGGCCCCAAAAGGCAUUUUCUUGCUUGAAAAUAUGAAGAUCAGGUGGCUUGGAAACAUCUGUGCCUGUAUCCUCCCAGUGCAUCCCUCCAUGGCAACCUCUUCCAAAGGGCACCAUGAUGCUCCACGUCAUAAUUUAUUGUCCAAGGACAAAUGUGAUGAAUGAUCCUUUGCUGUGACUGGUGUCACCUACAAUGCCUUUGCUUUUUUAAAUAAACAUUUCU
Camarhynchus parvulus is the source of this 3097-nucleotide messenger RNA. RefSeq names its product forkhead box N4 (gene FOXN4). The transcript has 10 exons. Bases 52 to 1608 code for a protein of 518 amino acids. Gene Ontology annotation, molecular function: transcription cis-regulatory region binding; DNA-binding transcription factor activity, RNA polymerase II-specific. The record is from RefSeq and is a predicted model, not a curated record. NCBI's taxonomy places the organism in Eukaryota, Metazoa, Chordata, Aves, Passeriformes, Thraupidae. Gene Ontology annotation, biological process: regulation of transcription by RNA polymerase II.